Molecule: messenger RNA, 1095 nt
Organism: Gymnogyps californianus (California condor)
Lineage: Eukaryota; Metazoa; Chordata; Aves; Accipitriformes; Cathartidae
Product: inhibin beta C chain-like
Exons: 2
Coding region: 1-1050 (349 amino acids)
Biological process (GO): SMAD protein signal transduction; BMP signaling pathway
Cellular component (GO): extracellular region
Molecular function (GO): growth factor activity; hormone activity; cytokine activity
Source: RefSeq, a predicted model, not a curated record
AUGGCGGCGCGAGGCGCGGGCCCGUGGCUGCUGCUGGCGGCGGUGCUGUGCGCGGCAGCGGAGCCUCGCUGCCCGUCGUGUGCGGCGGGCGCGGAGCGACGGCUGCUGGAGGAGGCGGCCAAGCGGCAGCUGCUGGAGAAGCUGCGGCUCCGCGAGCGGCCGAGGCUCGCCCACGCCGUGCCCCGCGCCGCCGUGGCCCGCGCCCUGCGGCGGCUGCAGACGGGCGGUGCCCGCCGGGGCCCCGACGACGAGGAGCAGGACUACGAGAUCAUCAGCUUUGCCGAGCCAGAGCCCACGUCUCCCUCUGGCUUGGGGUUGCAGUUCCAGUUCAGCCGUACACAAGACCAGGACGUUCACAUCCUCCAGGCUCAGCUUUGGCUCUACCUUCGAGUUCCCCGAGACCUGGUAGCCAGCCUCACCCUGAGAAUCUUCCUUGCUGGUGGGGAAGGUGAUUUGGUGGGGGGCAAUCGCACGUUGUUGAGUGAGAGGCGACUGAGCGCUAAGGGCAGCGGCUGGCGUGCCUUCACCCUCAUGCCUGCCCUGCAGAUUUUUUUUGGGGGAGAGCGCAGGACCCUGCGGCUGGAACUGGAAAGCCACGGGGAGGGAGGUGAUAUCAUGGCAAUAGUCAAUGCCAGCUGGUCCCACCAGCCCUUCUUGGUGGCCAAGGCAAAGGUGCGGGAGCCAGGACACCACGUCGCCAAGCGCAGCCUCCGCUGCAGCCAGAACUCCAACCUCUGCUGCCGCAAGGACUACUAUGUGGAUUUCCGUGACAUCGGCUGGAACGACUGGAUCAUUAAGCCUGAGGGCUACCAGAUAAACUACUGUGUGGGCCAGUGCCCUCUACAUGUGGCAGGCAGCCCUGGGAUGGCCUCUUCUUUCCACACAGCUGUCUUUAAUCUCGUCAAAGCUAACAACAUCCAGGCAUCAGGGCACUCUUGCUGUGUGCCCACGCGACGCCGGCCACUCUCUGUCCUCUACUUUGAUCGCAAUAGCAACAUUGUCAAGACUGACAUCCCUGACAUGAUUGUUGAUGCCUGUGGCUGUAGCUAGGGUUGGGGGAGCUGUGCUGGGUACCCCCCUUCUCCAGAACUGUCU